AAAAAAACGUUAUUUUUACUUUUACAGUAUACGUAAAAUUGUAGUAUAGUUUAUCGGAAUUGGGUUUGUCUUUGGCAUUCAAAAAGAUUUCAAGAACGCAACAUAACCUGCAUCAAAGACACUUAUAAUCAAAUCUUUCAGUCAAAAAUAAAGGAAGGAAUGAUAUGGCAUCGCAAAGUAAAGAUGAUCGGAAUGAUCUGCACUAUGCCUAUAAUUCUGUGUAUACUCUAUUAUUCUACAUGGACGCCGUCAGUAAUAAUAAUCAAGAAUCAGGAGCAAACCGACAGGAGGCCUAAUACUCUUGCUACCACAUCCAAUAGUUUAACAACAAUGAGUAAGAAUUUAACGACAAUAAAAACAGAAGCAUAUAGUUGGAAAAAUGCUGCUAACAGAUUCUAUAUGAGGAAGAAGCACCUCCAUGGAAUAUGUAGCAAGAAGUCACAUAUUGACCCCCGGCUUAGGUAAAGAAUGCUGUAUUUGAAUUUUUGAUAUGAAGGAAGUUGAAAAGUUGGAAGAAGGCGAAGUACGUGGUGUUUGUGUAUUAGGCCGGUGGGUAAAGAAUCACAAUUUUCUCGUAGAUAUGCCACACAAACUUAUGAUAUGUGCUGUACCCAAGACUGGUACGACGACUUGGCACAGAACUCUUUGGACCAUGAGAAGAAAGCGUGAAGGCCUUGAUGCACCUCAAUCAUUGUACAACCAUAAAAUAAGCGUAUUCAACCAAGCCAUGGUAAUGAAAUUAAAUUCUAGAGAGGGAGGGAUUCUGAUGCGGCAUACAACGGGAGACGACAAUUUUUAUACUGAUCCACCAGCUGAUGCUAGUUUUCGUAUCUUAUUGACUCGCCACCCAUUCGCAAGAUUGAUAUCGGGUUGGAAUCAGAAAUUUAUGGUGAAAUCAAAUUACUGGGCCUAUUUAUUUAAAACCUUCAAACGUCUCUUGGAUUACAAGAGAGAUGUUGACACAGAUUACGUGAUGAGUUUCAGAGACUUUUCCAGAUAUAUAAUAGAUAAUGCACUUUCUGGGCAAAUAGAUUUUCACUUCAUUCCUGCAACUAUGCUCUGUAAACCAUGCUAUUAUGAUUUUACAUACAUAGUGAAAGCUGAAAGCGUAGCCAUUGACGAACCAUGGUUUCUCAAUCGACUAAAUCUCACGGACGUUUACGCCGGAAGAAAAGGAGUUCCUCCAGGAGGAAGCGUUGUCAAUGGAGAUUUAGUUGAAAACAUUAAAAAAUAUAUGAAGACUUUGAGUCCGAAAUUGAUCAAAGCACUCUACUGGACCUACAAAGACGAUUUUGAAUAUUUUGGGUAUACUUUCAAUUUUGACACGUUGGAAGCUGGCGGUUUCGAAUAGUGAGUCUGGUCCAAAUAAUUCAAAUUCUUCUUCUCGUUUUUAUUGUUAUUUUCGACAAAAUUAUAAAAACAGGACGAUGUUGUUUAUGAGCAAAAUUAGGUGAGA
This is a messenger RNA of Styela clava, 1456 nucleotides long. NCBI's taxonomy places the organism in Eukaryota, Metazoa, Chordata, Ascidiacea, Stolidobranchia, Styelidae. The record is from RefSeq and is a predicted model, not a curated record.